Molecule: messenger RNA, 2389 nt
Organism: Xiphias gladius (swordfish)
Lineage: Eukaryota; Metazoa; Chordata; Actinopteri; Istiophoriformes; Xiphiidae
Gene: r3hcc1l
Product: R3H domain and coiled-coil containing 1-like
Exons: 7
Coding region: 142-1185 (347 amino acids)
Source: RefSeq, a predicted model, not a curated record
UGCAGGGUGGCUCAUCUGCAGCGCCACACGAGAACACCAUCUCCCAGAAUGCUGUGGGUUGUCCUGCGCUUGCGUCAGUAGUGCGACAAAACUCUUUUGCUAAACAAACCAAAUACGGAUGUUUUGAUAAAUCAUUUAACAAUGGAGUUGGAACAGCCAAAAGAAUACUGUGCACCAACCCAGCCUACACCCACAUCGCAGACAAAGAGGCCAAGUCAGGCUCUGUACGUCCCCAAGCAACGACUUAAUGCCUCCAAAGACAAAGCCCAGACUCAGGGAGAAGUUAAGCCGAGACCCAGGCCUCGAUACACAGACAAGGCACGAAAGAACGCUAAGAACAAGAAGGACAAGGCUGGAGGGGAAGAUAAAACAGCACCCGUUGAAGGAGAAGAUGGAGGUCAGAUACAGAACGGUGACACAAAACCUGAUGUGAAGGCAGAGCGGCUACAGGAUACAGAUGUGCAGGUUAAUGGGCAACCUGAGUCGACCAGUGUGGAAGCAGAUAUUACCUCACGGCUGGAAGCAACAUCCCUUCAAGAGGAAAAGGGCGAAGAGGAGAGCUGGGACACGUUGUUCAACGAUGAUGGAGAUUGUUUGGAUCCACACCUGCUUGAAGAGGUGGCUGCCAUGGAAGGUAGAAAGAAGGAGUCAAUCCAGGAUCCCAGGUUCGAUUACUACAACAUGGAUCGAGACGAUGACGAUGACGAUGAUGAUGAAGACGACAUCGACCUCAGAGAGGAUGAACUCUCUCACAUCGUAGAGAUCUACGACUUUCCUGCAGAAUUCAAGACAGAGGACCUUCUCAAGUUAUUUCAGUGCUACCAACAGAGAGGCUUUGACAUUAAGUGGAUUGAUGACACGCACGCCCUUGGUCUCUUCUCAAGCCCCAUAGCAGCCCGUGAAGCUCUAAGAUCCAAACAUCCACUGAUGAAGUUGCGACCGCUCUCCAAAUCCUCCUCCGCCAUGAAAGCCAAAGCCCGUAGCUUCUCAGACUACCUCCUGCCUGCUAAAGAGAGACCUCAGACGAGUGCAGCACUGGCUCGCAAGCUUGUGAUUGGUGCCCUCGGUGUAAAGAGCAACCUGUCCAAGGAGCAGCGCGACGCAGAGAGGAGGAAACUCCAGGAGGCAAGAGAACUAAAGCGCCUGGCAGCCAAACAAAGGGACGAUGCUUGGGAGGGGAAGUGACUGGCGAGAACCCCCCCCCACCAUCUUUUUUCUUUUUCUUUUUUUUUUUAAUAGUCCUUGAAUCAGCAGAGGCUAAAAACGUCCCUGUUUCUUCUCCUGCUCUGUUUUUCUCAACUGGCCACUCCUUCCUACCACCAUACUUCCCAGAAAUGGAUUCCCACCAACUUUUCCAUCUUCCUGCCACUGUCCGUCAGCCUGCAGUGUUACCUCAGAGGAGAGCGUCCUACUACUGGUCCCUCUCCUUUGUCUUCUUAUUUUCUUUGCUUAGGGACUGUUCUCUCGCCUGGACCUGGUUUCAUAUUGGUAACACUGUAACUAAGGUCUGCACUGAAGCACUGAGUCUAAUCAUGAUUAUUUUCUGUAUAGCUCUAAAGCCCCAUGUUUGUCAUUAUAUGGAUUUUUGUAAAAUGUUUUUAAAGGUGACCCAGGUAAAUUCACCUGUAAAUGUAAGGCAAGAAAGAUUUUCAGUUAAAAAUACAGAAUCAUGUAAAUUCAGUCAUGAUGAUACAGUACAUUAUUGUAUAUGAAAACAUUGUUGAGAUUCCAUUCUGUUGUAAUGGGUUAAAUUAAAUGUUGUGUCAUACUCAGUAUUGCCGCGUCGUUAGCAGUGUAACGCUGACUUUUAUUAAACUUUUGCCUAAAUUUUAAACCUUCAUGUCAGGUUGUUUGCACCGUUUGAACUGUGUUGUGUGCCGGUCAGGGAGAGGAUUUGUCACGAUCUUUCUAGCCAGUUAAGAGUAAGAAGGCAGCGAGAGUUUUUAAGUCAGCGGGAAAUGUGGUGAACACUGAGACCUUGGAGGAGUCUUUAGUACAUGUACUGUAUAGUAUCCCAUUAUUGUAUCCCCCACUUGUCUAUAUCCAAAAGCAGCAACAGUAAUCUAAUAUUUGGUACGUUGUUUUGACGAAUCAGUGAGACUCCCAGCUUACCCUUCAAUUGCAUGUCAAAUUAUAGUUUCAGACAUUUAACAACUUCUUAUUUGUUAAAAACACUGUGAAGAGCAUCAUUAUAACAGUAUAUUUAGCCAGUACGGUGAAAACUAAAUCAAACAGUAUGGGGUCUUAAAGUGGCUGCAGAGGGCACAAAUCCAGGGUCUGUAAACUUGAAUGAAACUGUUGAGCAAAUAUUAUAUAACAGUUACAUACAUUUUAAUUUGUCUGUAUUAGUAAAACACAGUAAAUUGUUGAAUAAAUGAUUUAAAAAAAG